AUGAAAUUAGCAGCGUUGGGAAGGUUUUUAGCGAAGUCGGCAGAAAAAUCACUCCUGUUUUAUCAAGUAGUUAAGAGUCAGGUCGGAAAGAACGGUGUAGCAUGGUCGAAGGAAGCAGGAGAGACUCUCGUGAAACUUAAGGAACACUUAAGAAAGUUACCUAAUUUGGCGAGCCCAAUACCAAAUGAGCCUUUGGUAAUAUAUCUUUCCACUAGUCAGGAAGCGAUUAGUGUUGUUUUGGUUGCAGAAAGGGAGAAAAAGCAAGUGCCAGUCUACUUUGUCAUUAAAAGUCUCGACUAUGAUGGUUCAGGAGCAGGAGUCGUGUUGGAAAGCCCAAUUGGAGAGCGAUUUACUUAUGCUUUACGGUUCAAUUUCAAGUGUUCUAAUAAUGAAGCUGAGUAUGAGGCGCUCUUAGUUGGGUUGCAGUUAGCAAUGAGCAUAGAUAUCACGAAAAUAAAAGCAUAUGGUGAUUCUAUGUUGGUGGUAAAUCAAGUUAACGGUUUGUAUGAAGCUAAGGAUGAACACAUCAAGAAGUACCUGGCGAAGGUAGAGGAAGCAAUUAAAAAAUUCGACGAGUUCCAGAUAGUUCGAGUUCCGAGGUCGAAAAACAAAGAAGCUAACACACUUAGCAAACUAACAUCGGUGGUUUAUCAUCAUCUAUCGAAACGACUUUUAGUUGAGAUACUAUCAAAGAAAAGUAUUGAAGAAAAAGUAGAACAAUUGUGGGAGCUGGAAGAGGAAGACAGGUCCUGGAUAGUUCCAUACAUCCAAUAUUUGCAAAAAGGUUGCUUACCCUCACGUGAAAAAGAGGCACAGAAAGUAAGAGUCAAUGUCGCGAAUUACAUCAUGUAUUCAGGUCGUUUAUAUCAGAAAGGUUAUUCGAUUCCUUGGCUUAAGUGCUUAGGAAAAAAGGAAGCUCAUCAAGAAGUACCCGACGAAGGUAAAGGAAGCAAUUAA
Molecule: messenger RNA, 957 nt
Organism: Lactuca virosa
Lineage: Eukaryota; Viridiplantae; Streptophyta; Magnoliopsida; Asterales; Asteraceae
Source: the annotation of a GenBank genome assembly